GCCCACAAGACGCGGGGCCGCGCACAGCUCGGUGGGGUGUGGCUCGUCGUACUGUCGGUUUCGCGCACGCAGGAGGCGGAGGCGCGUUCUUGUGUUGAAGUCAGAAAGUUGUGUCCGACUACCGGGGACAGCUCCGGUUGAGCGGCAACAUGGACGACCUGGAUGCAUUGCUUGCUGACCUGGAAUCCACCACAUCUCAUAUAUCCAAGCGUCCAGUUUUUUUAUCGGAAGAGACCCCCUAUUCAUAUCCCAGUGGUUGCCAUACAUAUCAAGAAAUUUCCAUAGCCCCUGCACAUACCAGUGAAUCUCUUAAUGGCACGGUUACCGACCCUCUGGAUUCCUGGACUACCAGCUCCAAUAAAUUCUCUCAGCAGCAGAAUCCCAUCCUCAGUAGUUCUGUUGUGAAGGAGAGUGUGGGAUCCCCCUCAGCUGGGGAAGAGGAACAUGUAUACAGUUUUCCAAAUAAACAGCGUUCUGCUGAGCCAUCUCCCACUGUCAUGGGCUCAUCUCUGGGCAGCAACCUGUCUGAGUUGGACCGUCUGCUCUUGGAGCUAAAUGCAGUGCAGCAAGCCCCAUCAAGUAGCCUUUCUGCAGAUGAUUUGACUCAAAGCAUCUCACAACCCGUGGCUAUCCCUGUUUCUGUAUCCAGUGUUUCUGACAACUCAGGAAUUAAGAUUGGGCAAUCCUUGAAGGAAAAACCUAAAUGUAAUGGGGCCCGGGGAAUAGAGGAUGUUCGUCCAAGUGUAGAGAGUCUUCUUGAUGAACUGGAGAGCUCUGUACCAACCCCAGUUCCAUCAGUCACUGUGUCUCAAGGAGAAAUGAGCAGCUCCCAGAGGGUCACCCCCAGCCAGCAGCAGACCCGAAUAUCUGCCUCCUCUGCCACACGUGAACUGGAUGAGCUUAUGGCUUCUCUCUCAGAUUUUAAGUUUAUGGCCCAAGGAAAAUCUGUGAACAGCUCUCCUCCAUCCAGUGCUCUGAAGCCCGGUAGUCAGCUAGACAAUAUGCUGGGUAGUCUGCAGUCUGACCUGAACAAGUUGGGCGUGGCAACGGUGGCGAAGGGCGUGUGUGGUGCUUGCAAGAAACCGAUUGCUGGCCAGGUUGUUACGGCCAUGGGAAGGACUUGGCACCCAGAACACUUUGUAUGCACUCAUUGCCAGGAGGAAAUUGGAUCACGCAACUUCUUUGAACGAGAUGGGCAACCAUACUGUGAAAAGGAUUAUCAUAAUCUCUUCUCCCCGCGAUGUUUUUACUGUAAUGGACCGAUACUGGAUAAAGUUGUGACUGCUUUGGACAGAACAUGGCAUCCAGAGCAUUUCUUUUGUGCACAAUGUGGGGCAUUCUUUGGACCUGAAGGUUUCCAUGAAAGGGAUGGAAAGGCUUAUUGCCGUAAGGAUUAUUUUGACAUGUUUGCUCCAAAGUGCGGUGGCUGCACCCAUGCAAUCCUGGAGAAUUAUAUCUCUGCUCUCAACACACUGUGGCACCCAGAGUGCUUUGUUUGUCGGGAAUGUUUUACUCCAUUUGUGAAUGGAAGCUUCUUUGAGCAUGAUGGGCAACCAUACUGUGAGGUGCAUUACCAUGAGCGUCGUGGUUCACUCUGUUCCGGCUGCCAGAAGCCAAUCACUGGCCGCUGUAUCACCGCUAUGGGGAAGAAAUUCCAUCCAGAGCAUUUUGUUUGUGCCUUUUGCCUUAAGCAGCUCAACAAAGGAACCUUCAAGGAGCAGAAUGACAAGCCAUAUUGCCAGAACUGCUUUGUCAAGCUCUUCUGUUAGAGCACUGCACUGUACCUACAGAUUUUAGCUAUGGGGGGGUAUGAGCAGCUCGUGUGCGCAGCCAGAUUGGUUGAUGAAUAAAUGGACUGUAUGAGGGAAGAAGCAUAGAAUGGAGCCUUACUCAUUUCACCUAUUUUCUUUUCUCUUCAUUUCCUAGUAAGGUGCUGAUCUAAAUAUUGGCCACCUAAUCUGGAAGGCCCUUUAUCAUUUCAAAGUUGGCAGCACAAGCUUCCCAUGACUAGAACCUGUGAAUGCCAUGUCUAUUAGGUUGAAAAAAUCCGUGGACUGCAUGGCAUGUACACGUUGUGCUGUGGGCUAUGCUGCGCUUUAAAAGGAGGGACAGUCUUUUGCAGCAUUUGAAUGCGUGUGUAUUAGAAUGGCUUGUCAUGGUUUAGUAAAGACGCUGCCGCUUCUCUUCAUUAGAAAGUAAGUAGAAUGGCUCUCACAUCCUCACUAGAAUGAGAUUGGCAGCUUUCAGUAUAUGGGUUGGGCUGUUAUAAAAGGCCUGAUUUGGGAAUUACAGCAAUAACAUUUUCUAAUGACGGUUACUGGUAACUUGUCACAUAAUUGAUGCAGAGUAGCUGAUCUUCAGGGUUUUGUUUUCUCUUUUUAAUCCAGAAAUACCCUGGUUCAGUUUUAAUGAAAAAUAAAAAUCUGUUUUAAAAAAAAAUAAAAAUAAAAUAAAAUAUACACAUAUAAAUAUAUUUACUCUUAAAAUUAAAUCCAGUGGUACUGGAUUUUUUUUGUGCUUUAACUAAACCUGGCUAUUAACAUUUCAGUAUUUUAUAGUGUGAAAUUACUUUAUUAACAAUUUUGGACAUAUGUUAAUUAAAAAUCAGUAUUUGAAAAUUAAGCUACUUCAAUCAAAUAUUAAUGGGAAAUGCCAAAUAUUGGUUUUUAUGUAAAUCGUGAACUUUAAUCAGAAAAGAAUAAACUUUAUAAAGAGGCCUGCCACUUUAUUUUCCUUUUGAUGUAAGGCAAAGGGGUGUAUUGCGGUAGAGCUUUGUGGCAGAUUUUUGUAUUUUGACAUACUUAAAGGUUCUAUAGUUUUUCAUAAAUAACGAUAAUAUCAGAGAUCGCUAAGUGUUUGUUCUACUUUGAUUUCUCUGAUCUAUCCCAGUCCUGCGGCCCGAUUUGUAUCAUUAUUGGUGUUAUUAAUGAAAAUACAAUAGGACUUUUAAUCUCUUUAGUCAUUAGCAUGUGAUGUUCAUAUUAGAGCUAUCAAUAUGAUUGUGUGAAAUGCCAAAGAUAAUUCUGAUUUGGUUUCUGUGGCAGAGAUGCCUUUACUUAUGUGUCAUAACUGCUUUACAUAAACAUCCUAUUUUUGGGGGGGGUUAAUAACUGAACAGAAUGUCUGAUGCAUCUGUUGAAUGUCCUGUGUGUGUACACGCUGCUCAUUGAGACCCACUUAAGAAAUUGACAUCUGUGUUUUAAUGCAUUUUUAAGGCAAAAACAAAUUUGAUGAAUGUUACUGCUGAGGUGUUUUCUGCUAUUUAACUUAUAGCUUUGCACAUAUGUACUGGCCAAGUUAUGUGGGGGCUAAUUUGUUCAUUAAAGGUGUUUAUUUGAGGUUAAAAAAACAAGAUCUCUUACCCCCCCAACCCCUUCUCCAUCUAAAUACAGCACCACUUACUUUCGUGUUAUUGCAUAUGGGUUCCAUCCACUAAAGAGGAACUUGUUGGGUGCUUCAUGUUGCAAAACCAAGGCUAUAGCUAUAAGCGGAGUAAUUCUUCUUCCUGCCCUGCUGGUGUUGAAUGACGGUGAUCUCUGUAUACACAAAUAUAUUGAGAGAGGUCUGUGAAGCCUAGCUGGAUGGGGAGUGACUUUAUGCCCCAUUCUUAGCUUUUUUUUAUUUUAUUUUUUAUACCAUGGUUUCUCUAAAAUAAUAUAGCAUUUCCUGGUAAAUCAUAGUUCAUUAUAAUAAGGGAACCUGUCCCUGUUACAUGCUGCUCAUUGAUCGGGCUGCAUGAAGGACCUGACUGGUUCUCUUUCAAAUGGGGCUCAGCUGCAAUACUAAAUAUUGUGGUGUUUUUUCCAACGUUAUAAACUCCAUUAAGUUAUGUGAACAUUCCCAGUAGUUGAUGCACAGUGAUAAAACCUACCCCAGGAACUGCUUCAGAGAUAGUAUGCUACAUCUAAAUAAUAUCCAAACUCACAUUUGGGCCAGGUUCGUUUUUUCCACACUUAAAGGGGUACUCCGGUGGAUAACUUUUUUUUUUUAAACCAACUGGUGCCAGGAUGUUAAACAGAUUUGUAAAUGACUUCUAUAAAAAAAAAAUCUUAAUCCUUCCAGUACUUAUUAGCUGCUGUAUACUACAGAGGAAAUUUGUUUCUUUUUGGAACACAGUGCUCUCUGCUGACAUCACGAGCACAGUGCCUGACAUCUCUGUCCAUUUUAGGAACUGUCCAGAGCAGCAUAUGUUUGCUAUGGGGAUUUUCACCUACUCUGGACAGUUCUUAAAAUGGACAGAGAUGUCAGCAGAGAGCACUGUGCUCAUGAUGUCAGCAGAAAGCUCUGUUUUCCAAAAAGAAAAUAAUUUCUUUUGUAGUAUU
This is a messenger RNA of Hyla sarda, 4322 nucleotides long. RefSeq names its product paxillin (gene PXN). Lineage: Eukaryota; Metazoa; Chordata; Amphibia; Anura; Hylidae. Gene Ontology annotation, biological process: transforming growth factor beta receptor signaling pathway; endothelial cell migration; substrate adhesion-dependent cell spreading. The transcript has 11 exons. The record is from RefSeq and is a predicted model, not a curated record. The coding region runs from base 150 to 1769 and encodes 539 amino acids.